CUGAGAGAGGGAGGUAAACGAGUAUUAUUUGACGAGUUGACGACGAGAACGGAGUGAUUGACGCAACAAAUUCGUAUUCGUAACCAAUAGCAUUUCAAUCAAUAAAUUUCGAAAAAUGAAUAGUGAAUACGUAGAAAAUUGUGAUGUUUCGGCUAUAUUUUUUGAUUUAGACAAUACAUUAAUACAAACAAGAAAAGGAGACAGCCGAGCAUGCACGGAAUCAAUCAAAAAAUGCAUCCUUAUAAUAAACAUGGCAAAAAGCGACACAGAAAAAUUUGCCGCACUCUUCAUGGUAACAAAACUGGUGAAGGGCAAGGAUUGCAAUUCUCAAGCAAGGAAAGCUUUGUUCGAAGCUAUUGGUUUUAAGUUCCUGAAGAAGCUAUUAACAAGUAACAACGUCGUGGACGACUGCCCGCCGUCAGUGUACAAAUCGCUUGCGCUUUCUAUUCUCACCACCUUUUGUAAUGAACCAGAACUUGCAACUCAUCCGGAAAUGCUUGCAAAUAUACCAGUAUUCUUAGACAUUGUACAGACUUCAGAUAAUGAUGACUAUGAUGAUAAUCUCAUUAUAAUAAGCGAAGCUUACACAUGCCUACAAUGCAUCGCAGAAGAGGAGGCUGGACAAAAGGCAUUAAUAGAAGUUGGAGCUAUUACCAAAAUGUCAGAAAUUUAUUCACACCAAAGUUUCCAAACUGAUGAAGCUCUUAACAUUCUUGUAAAACUUGUUAGUCGGUAUGGCCCCGCUGCUUGGGGAAAUGAUGCAAAACCGUUCCAUGCACUGGUCAAUAAAAUAGCUCUUGAUUUUGCUACUGAUCAAUCAGAGAGGAAGUUUGAAUUGGCUACAAUACUUAGUGCACUUCUGUACAGCUGCAACAAGUUUAUAAUUGUACCUGGUGCAGCAGAUGAAACUUGGCCACAAAGUAUAUACAGAGCUCUAUAUGACAUACUCACCAGUAAAAUUGGUAAAAACCAAAGAGACCCUGCUCUCAAACUAGCUGCUAAUAUCAUUGAACUACUUGGAGUGGAGUGGACCUUUUUGGAUGAAGAGAAUCCUAAAAAAUUCUUCCUUUUACUUUUGCAGUUAUGUGCAAUUGAAGUUAGAAUGCAGCUUGAGGACAGGAGUUUCAAACAAGCAUAUGCAAAUGCAGAAUUAGUAACAUCUUGCUUUAUUGUACUUGAGAUAUCCAUCAACUACAUGGCCACAGAUCAGUUAGAUUUAGAGCAAAAGGAGAAGCAAUCAGUUUACACCAGCUUCAAAGGAGCGUUUAAUGCUAUUGUUUCAAUCCUCACUAAGGUAUCUAAUGACAAGAACCGUGAUAAACUUCCUGACAGUGAAAAAGUUUUUGUUUGUGCAAUGGUCAGAGUUUUAGUUGCAUGGAUUGCACAAGAAACUACAGCAAUGAGGGAGCAAAUCUACUCACUGAUGCCAUUUAUGUUUACACUGGCUAAUGAUUCUUUUCAUGCAUACAGAGCAAGGAAACUUGCAGAGAAAACUAAAACCGAAGGAGAGUCUAUAGAUUCAGACAUAAGCCUGAUGGGGCAAAUAGAUUUACUCCGUUUAAUGCUUCCUGCUCUUUGUCAUCUUGUGGUUGAGGAUAAGGCAAGAGACAUUGUAUUCAACUUGAAACAAGAAGAUAUACUCUAUGAAGCAAUGAAUUUCCAUUGGUCUAUUGUUCAUUACAAGAAGCCACCAAUUCCAAAAUCUGAGCGAGGCAAAGCACGAACUCAGCCAGAACCAGAGUUGGAUCCUAAGGUUUUAGAUGACAUGAGAGAUUCAAGAGCUGCUAUGGUCAGCCUCUGCAAUAUAUUUAUGAAUCUGACAGUUUUAGCACCAAAAGCUGUUGAAAACAGUAUGCUGUUUAACACCCUUCUAAAAUUUGUCUUCAACAAUUUGCCAGAAUUGAAAAACAUACCAGAAAACCUGGUGCUUCAUGGACACUUGGCAGUAUUAGGUCUUUUGCUAUUAAAACAACAGAGCAACAAGGUGAAGAAGAAUGACUUUUCAAUUUGCAGAUACAUUCAAUCAACUAUUAGGUUUUUGUGGGAUGCCUACAAUGUUGACGAGUCAAAUGACCCCAAUGCACUUGUAGUAUCAUUGCAAUACAAAGAACAUUGGAAUGAAAUUGCAGAUUUAUGGUUUUUGGGAAUGCAAACAAUGAGCGGAGUAAUUACUAUUGUGCCAUGGAUAUCUGAAUUUGCAAUAGAAAGUGGAUGGGCUGAAGGUAUCGCUGAGAUGCUUGCAAAGGUCAAAGUUGGAACAUUGCCACCAAAUGUUAAAUCAGCUUUUGAAGAUUUCCUUUGCAGAUUAGUGGAUUCUAAUGAGAGUGUGAAGCCCGUCCUAAAGAAAGGUGGAGCUCUUAAGAUGUUGGAGACAUUACACCAGCAGUAUGGGCUGCCUAAAGAUAUUGCGUCGGAGAGCGCUGCCACAUUCCUGAGGACCUUCAGAGCCCAGCCCGACGAUGAGGCAUACGCGUUGGAUGAGUGGCCAGCUCACUUGUGGCGCAAUUCGCUGCCGAAGAACUACAGGCAUAUCGCUAAAAAAGUAUCAGAGGAAUGGUUAAAAUUAAGAUUUCAAUAUUUAGCUUUGACGCCCGAAGUUAUACAUCUAUUAGAAACAUUAAGGGAGGAUUACCUACUCGGUCUGAUCACGAACGGGCCGUCGCGAGCCCAGUGGCAGAAGAUCGAUCGGCUAAAACUGAGGGACUACUUCGACUGCGUCCUGGUCUCCGGAGACCUGCCCUGGGAGAAGCCCGAUCAGAACAUCUUUCUAGAAGCUUGCAAGCUGCUCAACGUCGAGGCCCGCACUUGCAUCAUGGUUGGGGAUAAACUAGAAACAGAUAUUAAGGGUGGUAAAGAAGCCGAGUUAGGUGGCACCGUGUGGAUACCGCUGCAGCAGGAUGAAAUGGAGUCAGAUCUACCCGAUUUUACCAUAAACAAGGUCACCGAACUACCAGAAGUGUUGCCAGCUUCACCCAGAUUGAAGCGUUUCGUUCACGUCGCUAGCGAAUGUUGAUACCAAAGAUUUAGAAGGGUUUAUGGUCUUAGUUUUUUUUUUCAAUUAUUAUUCCUAAUUUAGAUGAGUUUUACAAUACGAGUAUACUCACACCGAGCGUAUUUUUAAUAAGGACUUU
Papilio polytes (common Mormon) is the source of this 3131-nucleotide messenger RNA. RefSeq names its product neurochondrin homolog. Lineage: Eukaryota; Metazoa; Arthropoda; Insecta; Lepidoptera; Papilionidae. The record is from RefSeq and is a predicted model, not a curated record. The transcript has 6 exons. Gene Ontology annotation, cellular component: dendrite. Gene Ontology annotation, biological process: neuron projection development; regulation of neuronal synaptic plasticity. Bases 116 to 3013 code for a protein of 965 amino acids.